AUGGAAGACGCUUAUUCCAAAAACUCACACAGGGAAAGAAUUUUGUGGGAUUUAAAAAGCAUAAUUAAACAGAUAUAUCACGAAUCUGCAAAACACGAAUUAAGCCCCGAAAAUAGAACGUAUAUAUGCCUGAAACUUGUUAAAAAUUUAGAUGAAACAUUGUGUUAUGGUUUAAAACAACUUUACUUAGGCUAUUGGAAACCUAUUUGUGAAGUCCUACAUCCUCAAACACUUCAGGCUGUGGAACAGUUACCAGUGUCUAAUCAGUCUGAAAGCAAUAGUUUAAUGAAAGGAAGAGCAUGGAUUGCUUUAUCUUUGAAAGAUGAUUCAUUCAUUAAUUAUAUUCAAUGCUUUAUAAAUGAGGGUUGUUUAGACAGAUUUUACGAAGACUGGAGUAUACUUAGAUUCAGUGAUGCUUGUAAUAGUUUCUUGUCAAUACUGUCAGGAUUAGAAAAUGUUAAAUUUAAUUUUGAUGUUGACUAUGUAAAUAAACCAUUGGCGAAUUGCAAUUUACAAUUAAAAUUGCCUGGAAAUGAAGAGUGCAAAUUUAUACCGCUUAACUUAAAAGGAUCAAAGGGUAGUAUAGAUUUAGGAACAUCUAGUUCUUCUCUUACUUCACCUGUAGAUUCAGGUGUUCAUACCCAAGAUUCAUCAUCUGAUAUGGAACCAUUUUCAAAUGAUAAAGAAUUUGAAAUUGACUUGUUAAAUGGAAAUGUCCCUCCAGAUACAGUAUUAAGAAGGAAACAUAAAAAAAAUGCCAAAAGACAUGUUUCCUUUCAUGAAGAUAUUAUAAAUAAAAGUUCUGAGAAAUGCAGAAAAUUAAAAUGGGAUUCUGAGAAUUUAAGGUAUUCUUGGAGCGGGGAAGAAAUCGAUUCGAGUAUUUUAAAAGAAAAACAAUUUAUAGAAAUGAAACCGUAUGAUAAUAAUAACAGGAGCACUCCUCUGAAAGAACUUAAUAUGAAUGAAAGAGGAACACCAGAAGGAGAAGAAACACCAUCUGAAAUAGAACGAUUAAAAAACAAACAACCCCAGAAAUCGGUUAUUGUUAAAAGAUUUCUAUUGAGCAUAAAAAAUCAGUCAAAAUUAAAACAAAUGAGUAAAGUUCAAAUAUCGAAAAAUGAAGUACAGUUAAAUCCGUUGAUGAUAAAAGACAUGAUUAGAAAUCAGUCUGUAUAUAAAGCAUAUAAAUUAAGGGAUUAUUUAUUUAUUAUAACAGACAAUUCACACGCUUUUUCAAUAUACGAAUAUGAUAAUGAAUUACAUACCUUUAUAACCGGAGAUGGAGAACUGACCAAUGAAGUGCUUGGAAAACUUGAAUUUUUAAUAAGGCGAAACCAAUUAGAAUUUCCACAAUUUUAUUUUUUAGAUUAUAACGAUUUUAAAUUUGUUAAAAAUAACUUCGUUGAAAAACUAGUCGUAGAUAAAAAAGAUGACAUUUUAUAUUGCGGAGCCGUUCAUUUGGAUAAAGAAAAUGACUUGACAAAUUCCAUAUUACCAAAUUCAAAACGCGGAUUUUUAAUGUACAGGUUUCUCCAAGGCGGUGACGGAUGGAUUCCAGGAGAUUUUUGCUUGAGAAAUGGAGUUUUGUACCUUUUCGGUGACGACACAAAUUUACCAAAAUUAGCCAUAAACAUAGCUACCGGUUGUCAAUCGUGCAACAGGACGAAAAAUCCCGACAGACCUCACACGUUUCAAAUCACAUUGAUCGAUGGAAAAUUCGAGAAUUUUAACAGUCUAAGAGAGAAUAACGUGACCAAACAAAAAUCAUCCAAAUCCGAGUCUCGUAAAAUAUUUUCCGGCAUUCGUCAAAGAGUAAAUAAAAUGUGGUCGUUUGGAAAUUCAAAAAAUUCAUCUAGCAUAAUUGAAUUUGCUGCUGCUAACGACUACGACCUCUCCGAAUGGUUUCAAAUGAUAAUACAAGCUUCAUGCGAAGCGCAUAAGGAAAAUCUAUUGGAGGGAACAUUAUGGCUCACUCAGAAUUCAUUGAUUAUAACAAAUGAAAUAUGGUGGCUUAAUUCCGAUCUCGAUAUCAUUUCUUGUGCUCGACUAAGAGAUGUAGCAGCAUUUAAAAUAGGAGAAUGUGAAAAAGACUUUUUUACUGUGAUAGAAUUCAUUUGCAUGGAAGCAAAUAGUACAUCCGGUGAUUGGAUUUUAUAUUUAAAUUCGAGGGAAGAAUUAAAUAAAUUGACGUCGAAAUUGAAAUUAUUAUGGAAAAGCAGAGAAAAAUUCCCGUGUUACGAAUUAGAAAAAGGAAUAUUAUUAAAUCGUUGUAAAAAAUCACAGGAAACAAUUUCUGAUAAUUAUUGGAGCCUUCUUCUUUUACAGUAA
Molecule: messenger RNA, 2328 nt
Organism: Pediculus humanus corporis (human body louse)
Lineage: Eukaryota; Metazoa; Arthropoda; Insecta; Psocodea; Pediculidae
Exons: 8
Coding region: 1-2328 (775 amino acids)
Biological process (GO): lysosome localization; positive regulation of membrane tubulation; regulation of protein localization
Cellular component (GO): endosome membrane
Molecular function (GO): kinesin binding
Source: RefSeq, a predicted model, not a curated record